AUGGCUCAUUCAGUCAACCCUCUGUUACUUGCUAAGCUUCAGGAAUGGUGUAAAGAAGUAGGAGUAAAUCCAGCCAAUGCUCUGAUACUUGGUAAUGUACCUGAAGGGAUUGUUGUAGCUGAUAUAACAGAGUCACUAGAAGCUGUAAAAGUACUCGGCCGAGUUCGCUACAAAGCUAGAAAAGUAUUUCCACCGCUACAACAUGACAUGAUACUCUGUGAGUGCAGAAAUCCAGUUGACCCUCAGACAGUUCCCCCUGAGAUCUACCCCAUUGGUGAUGGAACCCCAUGGACGACGACCAUUCUCACAUGUGCCACUGCUCCUCCUGAUGAUUUCACACUGAAAUUGCUAACCUUACUGCAAAGUGAAGGUAAAUCACUGAAUGACCUCCAACCAUUACUUGAGCAAAGUACAUCCACACAGUCCGACCCAACCUCCAUCAUUCGUGCUGUGGGAGAGUUGUUGGAAAAAACAAUGCGACCCCCACAAGAGAAUAAUGCCUUUCGAAGGUUACGUGUCUUUUCAGGAGUGUUGCCCACACCCGCAGGGGAGGAGACCCUCGAAAACUGGCUCGAGCAGGCACAGGUGAUGUUGGAUGAAUGUGAUGGUUCUGUAAAAGAGAAAAAGAAGAGGAUUGUGGAAAGCGUCAGAGGUCCAGCAUUUGAGAUAAUCCAAGCUGUGCGAUGCAAUGAUGCAGAGGCGCGUCCAGAAGAUUAUCUGGCAGCUUUGGAAAAUGCCUUUGGAGUCACCAAGUCUGGUGAAGACUUUUACUUUACCUUCUGA
This is a messenger RNA of Scomber scombrus (Atlantic mackerel), 783 nucleotides long. RefSeq names its product paraneoplastic antigen Ma1 homolog. The transcript has a single exon. The coding region runs from base 1 to 783 and encodes 260 amino acids. The record is from RefSeq and is a predicted model, not a curated record. NCBI's taxonomy places the organism in Eukaryota, Metazoa, Chordata, Actinopteri, Scombriformes, Scombridae.